Messenger RNA from Tremella mesenterica DSM 1558, 768 nucleotides. RefSeq lists its product as uncharacterized. Bases 1 to 768 code for a protein of 255 amino acids. The record is from RefSeq and is a predicted model, not a curated record. Lineage: Eukaryota; Fungi; Basidiomycota; Tremellomycetes; Tremellales; Tremellaceae. The transcript has 4 exons.
AUGUCGCUGGGUAGAAAACUCCGUAAGAAAAGAGCGGAUCUCCCAUUAGCUCAAGAAAAUCCUUUAGAACCUAUUUUCACUCAACCUGUCAAAACUACCUCCACUCCACUUGUGGUUUUACCCACCUCAAGUUCAAGUUCAACUUCAAGUUCGACUUCAAGUUCAGGUUCGAUAUCUAAAUCUUCACUAUUGUCAAGUUCCUCUUCCUCCUCGUCUGGCUCUAAGUUGAGUACGUCGAGUAUAUCAAGUACGUCAAAGUCUUCAAUUUUGUCCAGUAGUACGAAAUCUACGAGUGUUGUCAAGCCUGUUAUUACGGAGACGAGUACGACUAGUAGUGCUGGAUAUAUUUUUUUGACUACUUUCAACGCUGAUUUUCCCGUGGAAACUUAUACUAGUACUGCUCAGUCUAAUCAUGUGGGAUAUGUUUUCGUGCAUAAUCAACUUGAGGAUAGUACUAUCCUCUUCGUCAUCUUCCUAGCCGCAUUCUUCCUCUUCACAGCUUGUAUAAUCCGUCUCACCCGAUGGACAGACUCUCGUUUUGGUAAAGCGAAAGAAGAUACCAUGCUGAGUGAUGAUAUGAGAUGGGCCGAAGGACGUGAAGUGAUCGAAAAAAGGGUAGUGUGGCAAGUCAGAGAACAUGAUCGUGUUUCAGAAGAUAACGAACCGCUCAUGAGACCUGGAAUGAAUGUUGGGUCUAAACCAUUAAGACCUUCUCAGAACGGUCGGAAUAGAGUAGGGAAUGGACCUAGUAAAUUGAGAUUAGGUUGA